Cucumis melo (muskmelon) is the source of this 1679-nucleotide messenger RNA. RefSeq names its product F-box protein CPR1-like. The record is from RefSeq and is a predicted model, not a curated record. Bases 331 to 1485 code for a protein of 384 amino acids. The transcript has a single exon. NCBI's taxonomy places the organism in Eukaryota, Viridiplantae, Streptophyta, Magnoliopsida, Cucurbitales, Cucurbitaceae. Gene Ontology annotation, molecular function: protein binding.
CCAACUAAGAAACCAAACAUGAAAGGAAAAAAAAAACCCUAAAGACAGGUCAUCCUCUACAUUUUGUCAGACAGGUUGUUGUUUGAAAGGAUGGUAGAUUGAUCUCCAUCUCUACGGCAGACCAUAACCAUUGUUUGCAUGGCUCACCAUUCUUCAUGGUAUCUAAAACUAAUUUAUACUAUAUUCUAUUCUUGCCCAUAAUCCCAUUAUUUUAUUUUCGAUCAAUUUCCCUCUCUUGUUUAAACAUACCAACGCCAUCCUUUUAAUUGCUUUUUCUCUGUUUUGCUCUUUUCUCUUAUUGUUAAUAUUUCCAUCAUAAACACAACAAUAAUGGUGGUUUCAGACACGGUGAUUGAAAUUCUAUCCAAGCUUCCACCAGAAUCUCUUCUCCGAUUCAAGUCUGUUUGCAAAUCCUGGUAUGCUCUUAUCGACAAUCCUAAAUUUGUAACAAAACAUCUCUUAAAUUCAUUUUCCCAUAAACAUGUUCUCAUCAAACGUGCCCUCACCAACAACUCUGGAGAACAAGAACUUGUGUUCUCCAUCCUCAAAUUUUCUUUCGAUCGAUCCCUAUCUAUUAUGAACAUCAAUUUGCCAUUCCAAGAGAUCGAUCCACUUUUAGAAAUUUGUGGCCAUUCUCACGGCUUAGUUUGUCUUACUGAUUGUGACGAUGCUUUCCUUGUUAAUCCUAUGACUAAACAGUCUCGUAAACUUCCGCCCUCAAUUCUCAUCUUCCGUACUGGUUCUUAUGAUCCUUACUCUUACUCUGCAGUACCAUUUUCUAUCGGAUUCGGGUAUGAUGCAAAAUCUAACGAUUUCAAAGUUGUCAGAAUUGUGAGUUUUCGGGGAUAUUCAACGAUGGUGAUGUGUCCACAUAUAAGAGUGGAAAUUUAUGAUUUGAGCAAAGAUAAAUGGAGGGAAAUUGAAGCUCCUCCAUUUUGUGGCGAUGCGAAUUGCACACCUCACUUUGAUAUGUAUCACGAAGGAACAUUUUAUUUUUGGGGACACGGUGAAUCAAGUAUUUUCGAAGCGGACCAUAUUGUAACAUUCGACAUGAGUCAAGAGGUUUUUAGUAAAAUUUCAGUACCGGAGAGUUACGAUGACAAAAAGCAUAAAACAAGUUUAGGGGUUUUGAAUAGAUCCAUGGUUCUUUUUGUUUAUCCAUUUGAAAGUAAUGAGAAAAAUAUUGACAUUUGGGAGAUGGAGAAGGAUGAAUCUAGUGUUGUUUCGUGGUCGAAGCUAUUGACGAUUGAUCCUACUCUUGGAAUUGAACACCCAUUGUUGUUUGUAAGCUCUGAAGAACUGUUAAUGGAGUCCAGUGAAGGACAUGUCAUUAUGUAUAACACUAAAACUCAUCGGUUCAAAAAGCUCCCAAUAGAAGGGGAAGUAACUUAUACAAAACCUAACAGGUUCGAAGCUACUGAUCUUUUCAUUAAGAGUUUGGUAUCUGUGGAAGGAGGAAGAGAUAUGAUCAAUUAUGGUUUUUAGUAUUUUCGGGCUUUACUAUUGUAAGUCAUGUUGUUUGAGUGAUAUGAGUUUUAGUAUUUUUCAAACUAGUUAAGUAAAGUUUAGAUGGAACAAAUGAGGUUGGUAGAAACUUGUAUUACUCUUAGAGGGAAAUAGUUACUUUUAAUACAUAGAUUUAAGAAAGAUGUAUAUUGACAUUUACCUUGUUGAUAUCA